UCCAUUCUAUUCUGCCAUUUUGGAGGCAUAAGGUCAAUCGUCCACCUACACUGCAAGGAUGACAGCUGAAAUAAAUAAAGGACCCCUACUGGGAAUGCGACACGUUCAAACCCUGUUGAUUUUCUUCAACAUCACGAUUUUGUACAUCGGUCGACUGAAUGUGGGCGUAUCCGUGGUGGCGAUGACGAAUGCCGACUCUACUAAUCCGCAUUUUCCAGAAUACGAUUGGAGUUUGACCCAGAGGUCGUUCAUAAUAUCCAGCUUCUUUUGGGGAUACAUCAUCACCCAGUUCCUGGGAGGAUAUCUGUGCAAGCGUUAUGGAGUCAAGAGUGUCCUGUUCUGCGGCUCCUUUGCAUCAGGUGUCUUCAGCGCCUUGACCCCGCUCUUCAUCAGCUUUGGCGGAUGGCAAGCUUACUGCGGUAUUCGGGUCCUGAUGGGCUGUGCCCAGGGCCUGAUCUUUCCCUGCAUCUAUCAGCACUUGGCCAGAUGGUCACCGCCCGCGGAGAGGAAUCGCCUGGGAGCCCUCAGUCACACAGGCAUCGAGUGUGGCAAUGUGAGUGCCAUGUUCCUUAGCGGAAUGAUAGCCAAAAGUGCCAUUGGCUGGCCAGGAAUAUCGUACGUCUCCGCGGGAUUGGCCUUCGCCUGGUGUGCCUUUUGGUUCAUCUUCGCUGCCAACAAUGCAUUGGAAUCUCGUUACAUAGGCGAGGCAGAGCUUCACUAUAUCGAAUCGUCCCUGGAGCACAGUGAGGACUAUCACAAGACCCUCAUUCCCGUUCCUUGGAUGGCGAUUUUCACCUCGACACCAUUCCUUGCUCUUAUAGUAACGCGUUGCUGCGAGACCUGGGGUCUGAGUACCCUGCAGGCUCAGAUCCCAACCUAUAUGAACGGCGUUCUGGGCAUGGACAUGAAAAGCAAUGCAUUCUUUUCGGCGUUACCAUUUUUGGCCAUGUGGAUUAUGUCGUAUGUGUACCUGAUAACGUCUGAUUUUCUGCUUGCCGGAAACAGACUUAGCUUGACGGCCCUCAGAAAGACCUUCAACUCGUUGGCCUUCUGGAUUCCUUGUGCGACUUUGAUUGGAAUCGGAUUUCUGGAUAUGGACCAGAAGAACCUGGCCAUUGCUUUGAUGACCAUAAGUGUUGGUGUCAACAGUGGAGCAACAAUUGGUUCCUCCUUGAAUACCAUAGAUUUAUCUCCAAAUCAUGCGAGUAUUCUUAUGGGAAUAGUGAACACGGCUGCAAAUGUAGUGCCCAUAGUUACCCCUCUAAUAGUUGCCUGGAUUGUUCAGGAAGACGAUAACCGUGCUGAGUGGCAGAUAGUGUUUAUAAUCGCGGCAGUCAUUUUCUUCAUCGGAAACUGCGUGUUCUUGUGUUUUGGAACGGCUGUUUCCCAGCCAUGGGAUGCUGAAGACUACCUCGCAGUUAAGGAACCAGAACAUAAUAUAACUCCAGCUUUCACGGAUAGCUGGUAA
Molecule: messenger RNA, 1468 nt
Organism: Drosophila erecta
Lineage: Eukaryota; Metazoa; Arthropoda; Insecta; Diptera; Drosophilidae
Product: putative inorganic phosphate cotransporter
Exons: 4
Coding region: 59-1468 (469 amino acids)
Biological process (GO): monoatomic anion transport; transmembrane transport
Cellular component (GO): plasma membrane
Molecular function (GO): transmembrane transporter activity
Source: RefSeq, a predicted model, not a curated record